AUGUUUCCCGGCCAAAAAUGUUGGCUGGUGUUGUUAGCGGCCCCCGCAAUGGCGAGCAAUGACACAGCGAAUACAACUGCGAAUGUUUCCACAUCGCUUCAGAUGACCACGGUUUGUCACGCCGUUUGUGACGGGCUUUCGAGCUUGCAGCUGGAUUUGAAUGCCUUGCGACAAAGGCGGGGACUGCGAUGCAAGAGCCGCUAUUGCAGCAGGGUACAUCAGAGGCAAGUGUCCGGCGAAGAUGUUGGAACAAUGCAUGACCGCAAGAUGCCCAAGUACCAGCUCGGUGAGAGCGGUAAUCGCAUUGUGCCGGUCCUUGCCAACAUGGGCGGCCAGCAGUCAGCUGAAGCUCAAGAACCGACGAAGGACGGGCGUGUGGAGGAAGUGCCAAAAGCUGAAGAACCUCAGCAAGCACAGUCUCAACCUGCAGAGGAACCAAAGAAGGCUGAGGCCAAGAAGGCUGAAACCGUAAAGGCGGAGGAGAAGCCUGCGACCUCAGAAGGCAAGAAGGACACGAAGGCUGCAGAGGGCAAGAAAGCAACAGCCUCUGCAAGCUCUCCACCCGCGGGGCCUUUGCAGCCGGGAGCGCAGCCGAAGGGAAAGGCAGCACCGAAGCCUGCGGCAAAGACAUCGGCCAAGGCAGGCGCACCCAAGAAGAAGCCGCAACAACCUGGACCUCCCCAACAGCCUGGCCUUAUCACACCAGAGGCCCAAGCUGCCCCCAAGAAAGCCACAAAGGGAGAGAAGGGCAAAGGCGGAGGCAAGAAGGGCACCUUCCCUGGAAUCCAGCUUUGUGUUCGCAAUUUGGUGAAGGAUGCCACCACAGAGCAGCUUCAAAAUCUUUUCCAACCGUUUGGCGAACUCAUUGGAGUUGACGUGAAGAAGAACACCGACGGGACUUGCCGUGGUUAUGGGUUCGUCACCUACACCUCCAUUGCCGAUGCCAACAAAGCCAUCUCUGCCAUGAACAACAAGCAGGUUGAAGGAAAAAGCUUGAUUGUGGUUCUGUCAGACCGCCAGCAGGGAACCACCAAAGCCGAGCGUGAGGCACAGGCAACCGGAGGAAAGGGUGCCAAGGGCAAGGAUGGAAAGGAAGGCAAAGGCGGAGACAAGGGCAAGGGCAAAUCGAAGCAGCCGGCAAACAUUGCCAAUGCCUUGCCUGCUGCCAAUAAUCCGCCUUGGCCAUAUCAGGGCGAAGGGACGUAUCCAUACGGGUAUGGUUAUCCAGUGGUUUCCCCAAUGGCCGCCUAUGCGAACCAAGGGUAUGCCCCGAACACUCAGCAGGCAGCUUUGCAAGCCAUGCAGGCGCAAUUCAUCUCCCAGGCCCAGCAAGCUUUGCAAAUGCAAGCCUUCCACAGCAGCCUGGGUGGACUGAAUCCGGGCAUCAAUCCGAACAUGCCAGCGCCAGUCAGUAAUGUGGGUGCCAACAACAUGCAGCCCAGUGCUGCAGCUCCAGCGCCCGCUCCACCUGCGACGGCAAGUGCCGCAGCGCCUGCGGACGAAGCACAGGCCCUCAAACAAGAACAUGAAGGACAGCUCAAGUCAAUUAGUGCCAAGAAUGGAUAUGGCUUCAUCGCUUGCAAUGAGACGAAGGUUCACUACAAGCGCGAUGUGUUUGUGGAUUCCUCUCUCCUCCCUGAGGGAAUCCAGGUGAAUGACAAGGUAGCUUGGCUUUGCAAUCAGAAAGAAGACACAUUGGAGAGGCCACCCACGCGCCACCUCGGUCAGACAAAUUGGUGGCAGCGCGCUGAGGGCAUGUUGCACCAUGCCGUUCUUGAAGUUUGGGCCGACUGGGAACGUUGCAAGAGGCGGCUCGGUGCUUGGAGCCGCAUUUGCGUGAAUGGCUCUCUCUUUGAAUAUGAAGACCUGUUCGAAAACUGGCAUCCCCAGACUUUUUGGCUGGGAGGGGAUUGCCAGUUUCCUUGGCCAGUGCCACUUUUGUGGAGCUCCAACUCCUACCUGGAGUUGGGACAGAAUGCUAAGUUGCGCCACAGAUGGAGAGACUCCUCUCGAUGCAUUUUGUUCCUUACUUUGCACUGUGCUUACAUGCACAGAUCGCACAACGAGUCUUUUCUUUGUGGGCCCAAUGGGAUUCCACUUGUCUUCUAUCGGGUCGACCUUCAGAUGCUUAGUGAUAGCCAUGGCACGCGGCAUUUGCAGACUUGGGGCAUGACAGAUUUCAACGCGGAGCCUGGUGUGGACGAGCCGAGCUGUGCUCAGGCAAACGAGGAACUUGAGGUUCUCAGAACUAACUGCAUCCUGGUGGGCAGAGACCUGCUGGCUCCUCUGGUCGAAAGCACUUACACGCCAACGAGAUGUAUGCAUUGCAUGCCGGCAUCUGGAGCUCUGCUUCGACAGGUCCUGCGGACUGGAUUGCUGGAAUGCGAAGAGCUUUGUGAGCAGGACAUGCUAGCAAACAGUGCCCCGACACCAUUCGCGGCCUUUGCAGAACUUUCGGCAUUUGCCCAAGUUCUGCCCGAACCAAUCAAAAUGGAUGCCAAUGGACGAUCUACGAUCAGCCCAGCCAGGCCUCCUUGCAACAUGUUGAAGCGCAGGUCGUCAGAGCGGCAAGAUAAACGGCUCACUGCAACACACUUCUGCUGCCACUCGUCCAGCUCAGAAACCGUAGAGCUGUACAUCCCGAGAGUGAAUGUGGUGCUGGAUUGCACCUUCUCCAUGAUUCGCUUUGUUCUGUGCCUUCUAUUCCUUGACCAGAGCCAGGGCCUGUCCAAUUUGGCCCAUGUGCGAGAGCAGAAUGCAAGCUUAACGGUCCUACAAGCGGACGUGAAUGCCCUCGCAGAUUCGUCAAGCCGCCUUACGCUCGCGGCUAGUCAGCAGCAGAAGCCAACGAAGACAAGCACCAUGUAUCGAUCACUUUCCGAUGACUUCAACGUCGUGCUCCGCUCUUUUUCCGUGGUGGCAGUUGCGGAGCUGUUCGACAAAACUUGGUUUGUGGCUUUGAUUUGCGCCAUGAAUUACGGCAAAAGCCGUGCCUUCAUUGGUGCGUAUGUGGCCUUAGUUGUGCACGUGCUGUUGGCAGCAGCACUGGGCGUGGCCAUUGCUCAGCUGUUUUCGGUCACAGUACUUUGCUUUACUACGGCUACCGUCUUUUUGCUUUUGGCUAUCGCUUAUCUUACCGAGUAUCUCCGAGCAGGAAGCGAUGAUGAUGUGAUUCAGGAGCGAAGCGGCGAAGCCAAGGAAGCAUUGCAAGAUCAAGGUGGGAAAACAGAGCAGGCAUGGAAGGAUGUCGUUCUGCGAGUCUUCAUCGCAGUCUUCGUGGCUGAAUGGGGCGACAGGACGCAGGUGGCAAUGGUGACGCUCCACUCUUCGGCGCCCUGGGUUCCGGUUUGCAUCGGCUCAAUGAUUGCAUUCCUUGUGCUGACCCUCUCUGCGGUCCUUGCGGCUUCAUUGUUGGAGGGUCUAUGUGUCCACCGGGGUGCUGAUGCAGUCGUCAAUGUCAGAGCUCCGAUUAUCGCAUCGACGACAGUGCAGAAGGCCAACGCAUCUGCCAGGAUACUUGUUCGUGAUGGCGACUCCGUUUCUGCGCUUGCUGAAGCUACCUGCCGGCAUCUCCAGUCAGUCGGUGCAGGUAGCUGCCAGCAGGGGGAGUUGACAGACAUACAGGAGUCUCUGCGGACCUUGACAGAAGACUUCAGCAAAGUGAGCCUGGGAGAGCAGAUUCUCAAACAGCUUCAUCUAGGUUGGGACCUUCUGCUUACACACCGGGCCCCAGAAGAAGCUCGUCUUCAUUUUGUGACCGUUUUGUCACGGUUCCCCAAGAGCCGGUACCUGCUUCGAGAGCUUGCUGCCGCAUCAACGCUCGCCUUUGCACUGCCUCGUUCUGGUGAUUCAAACGUCUUGCACUGGGGCCCUAAUGGCACGUGGGCGCAUGCCACACCUCCAAGUUCGACAGCCUUUGCUGAGGCCUUUGAUGGCUGGGAGGCGUAUUCCAUGAUUCGAUUUCAACAGCCGUUCAUGUUCUUAAGUGAGGAUGAGCCGGAGCUUCUUGCUGUCCACAUGCCAUCACAUGGAUUCUUUCCGUGUGGAGAAAUUCGCCCAACGGACAGCAACGUUGGUCUGUUGGGUCUUGUGUACGAGCACAGAUUGCGACACGACAAGCUUCUACUUGAAUUGCUGCGAAAGGGGAAUUUGAUAUCAGAUGCAAUCGCCCAAGGUGCACUAGUGGCCUAUGAUCGUGUGCUCGGUGCAGCAGAACGUGUGGAGGGUGGGCUUCUCCGUCCGACUGACGAGCACUGGCACAGCCUGUAUCCGUUCCACAGUCGCCGACUCUACGUUCAUCCGAGUCCGCGCCUUGCGCUGCCAGCAUUGACUCCAUAUUCAGAGCUUCAAAUUCGGCUGUUGCACAGCCAAGCUUCCUCGAAACGCUCGAGCCGAGCCGGUGGCUUUCUAGCAACAGGCGGUGUGCUGGUUAUUGAUGACCUCCUGACACAGGAUGCUUUGCUGCAGCUACGGAGCUUUGCCGAGUUGUCUACCAUAUGGUACCAAGAGCGACCGCACUACCUGGGUGCUGGGUUCAGCACGGGCUUCGCAUCGCCGCUGCUCUCACAGAUCGCAGAAGAGUUGCGGGCCUUGCUUGCGGAUGUUCUGUGCGACCUGCCGCUGGCAAAUGUCUGGGCCUUUAAGUAUGACGAUGAGUCUGAAACCGGAAUUGACCUGCAUGCAGAUGCGGCCGCAGUGAACGUAAAUCUGUGGAUUACGCCAGAUGCAGUUAAUCUCGACAAUUCUAGCGGCGGCCUUGUAAUCUUCGAUGCAUCUGUGGAUGAGCACGUUUCCUCUUUUGAGUCAUUCAACCAGAUGGAUUCCAACAAAAACAGCCUUUUGUCGGACCUGCUUGGAGAGUCAGAGUACGCGAACAUCACCGUGCCGUAUCGACAGAACAGGGCUGUUGUUUUCGAUUCUGCCCGCAUACAUAGCACCCAACGACUGGCUUUCAAAAAGCUGGGUGUAUCGUCAAGGCGGAUCAACAUCACCUUCUUGUUCGGGGCCAAGGGAACCUACUGCCCCCUAAGACGAUCAGCAAAGACCAUCUUGCAUGAGUGA
This is a messenger RNA of Symbiodinium sp. CCMP2592, 5061 nucleotides long. The record is from the annotation of a GenBank genome assembly. Lineage: Eukaryota; Dinophyceae; Suessiales; Symbiodiniaceae.